AUGGCACCUCGCAGGCAAAAUCGGAAAUACGACAUUGUCGUCUUGGGCGCCACGGGCUACACGGGCCAAUUGACGGCUGAGCACAUUGCUUCAAACCUCCCAAUCAACAUCAAAUGGGCUGUCGCAGGCCGAUCCGAAGCUAAGCUGCAGGCUGUCGUUGAAGAUUGCAAGCAAUACAACGCGGACCGCGCACCACCUGGCAUUGAAAUUGCCGAUAUUGGCGACGAAGAGGGCCUCAAGGCUCUUGCUGUCAAGACCAAGGUCCUGUUAUCCACUGUCGGUCCUUACUGCAAGUAUGGCGAGAAGGUCUUCAAAGUAUGCGCUGAGUCGGGCACUCACUACUUUGACGUGACCGGCGAGUCUGUGUGGGUGGGCAGCAUGAUCAAGAAGUACGACAGCGUGGCAAAAAACUCUGGUGCCAUCAUGGUCCCUCAAAUUGGUGUCGAGUCUGCUCCUUCUGACCUCACCACUUGGCUGCUGGCUGAGCAUGUUCGCGAGGAGCUGGAUGCCGAUACAAAGGAGGUCACCAUUUCUAUUCACAAGCUCAAGUAUGUUAUUCACGUAUUACUGGUAUUUUUGGUGAAUUCGGCGUGUAAACCUAACAGUUUUAGGGGAGCACCCUCGGGUGGCACUCUCGCCACCGUCCUCGGCCUCUUUGAUGUCUUUUCUCUCUCCGAAAUUCGUGCCGCGUUCUCACCAUAUGCACUUUCGCCGACGCCUCACACUGAAAAGCCGGAAAGACAGAGCUUGCCUCUGGCGCAUGCGCUGUUUGGCUCUCACUAUGAUCCGCACCUCGGCCGCCUCACGACCUCCCUGGCGGAUUCGACCGACGCUGCUAUUGUGGAACGCACCUGGGGCCUUCUCCCCGAGAUUCCAUCUCGCAAGGGAGAAUUCUACGGAGACAAAUUUGUGUGGAAGCAGUACAUGAAAGUAGAUAGUUGGUUCCAAGGAUUGUUCGUCCACUGGGGCUUGGUAUGGGGCUCUGUGAUCCUCGCGUUGCUGCCACCGGUCCGGAGCCUGCUGAAGAGCCUCGUCACUCAGCCAGGAGGUGGCCCCGAUCGCCAGGCUAGAUCAAAGGAGCUUCUGGAAUACCGAGGCAUCGCUGUGCCCGACGAUGAGGAGACGACGCAGAAAGCGUUUGCCACGGCUCGAUACGAUGGCAGCCCCUACGUUUUGACGGCUAUUCUGCUUGCAGAAGCUGCUGCUACCGUACUCCAAGAUGAUGUUAAGCUUGAUGGCGGCAUCUACACCCCUGCCUGUCUUGGACAGUCCUUCAUUGACCGACUGGACAGUGCUGGAUUCCAUUUCGAGGUCGAGACAGUGGCAAAAUAA
Cordyceps militaris CM01 is the source of this 1332-nucleotide messenger RNA. Its product is annotated as NAD(P)-binding domain. Gene Ontology annotation, cellular component: lipid droplet; mitochondrion; plasma membrane. Gene Ontology annotation, biological process: glycolipid biosynthetic process. The transcript has 4 exons. Bases 1 to 1332 code for a protein of 443 amino acids. The record is from RefSeq and is a predicted model, not a curated record. NCBI's taxonomy places the organism in Eukaryota, Fungi, Ascomycota, Sordariomycetes, Hypocreales, Cordycipitaceae.